Molecule: messenger RNA, 870 nt
Organism: Paramecium primaurelia
Lineage: Eukaryota; Ciliophora; Oligohymenophorea; Peniculida; Parameciidae
Source: the annotation of a GenBank genome assembly
AUGUAAAAUCAUUAGCUCUAUUUAAUAUUGGACAUAAACACUAAAUUCUUGAAACCUUUAAAAGAGAAUUUUGUAGGAAUUCUAUAGUGUAUUAAGACCAGUUUAGGAUUAUAAUUGUGUACAGAUUUCCAUAAUCUAUUUACAAUAUAUGUAAUAGAUACAUAUGAUAUCUAUUAAUUAUAUAGAAGUGGUGAGAAUUCAGGAUUUGAAUACAAUCAUGAAUUUUAAAAAGUCUUAAAGACAUUAUAUGAUAUUAUAUCGAAGAAAGGAGUAGAUGAUGUUUGGGAAUCCAAAAUAAUAAAAUGCUUAAGUUAAAUAAUGUGUCGUAUAAAUAAGGAUAGAUAAACAUGUAAAGAUUCUAAGAUUACAUUUAUAACAUCUUAAUUUUUUCAAUUAGGGUAAGAAUCAUAUAAUAAAUAUUUGAAAUUGUGUACUUAUGCUAGCAAAGAGAAAAUUCGUUUAGAUCUUUUACAAAUAGAUAUCUAAGCUCAAAGUGAAUUAAAAUAAGAUGUAUUAGGGAAUGAAGGAUUGAAAUUAGGAAUAUAAUUGACAUCAGGGAUUGUACAUAGAGUAGAAUAGGAUAAAAAUUUCAAUAAGAUUUUAGCAGAAAUUUUGGUAAAUAGAUGAAUAGAACUAGUUAUCAUCAUUUAAUCCUGGAGAUAGUUAUGGAUUCUAUUAAGCCAAAUUGAGUGAAUUGUAAUAUAAAUCAUUUUGUUCUUGUUGUAAUAAAGUUACGAAUCCUAUUGCUUAUGCUUGUUCAAGUUGUUUGACAAGUAAUUAAAUAAAUAUAUUUAUAUAGUUUAAUGUGAGAAAUCUCAAGCAACUAAAUAAUGUACAAAGUGUAAUAAUUAUUUUCAUAAUGUUUCAUGA